This is a messenger RNA of Effrenium voratum, 1185 nucleotides long. The record is from the annotation of a GenBank genome assembly. NCBI's taxonomy places the organism in Eukaryota, Dinophyceae, Suessiales, Symbiodiniaceae.
AUGGACGCCGACGAGUGGCCCGAGGCACCGGAGGCUGCUGGACUCUCAAAAGGAGACACAGAGACCGAGGAUUGGGACCCACAGCACUUCCUGGGGGAGUGGCUCGACAACUUGGGCCACAAGAUCGUGGUCACUCCCGCCUCUCAGCGCUUCGCCGGGCGGAAUCCCCAAAGAAAGCCUGGCGGCAAGGGCCAGCCGCGGCUCGCCUUCUCGGCGAACUUGCAGAAGUUGGGGGUGCCUGACAAGAGGUUCACCAUCUCGCUGGACCGGUGGCAGCAAUGGCGCUGCGGCAACGGGGUGCUUGUGCAGGAGGAGAGCAAUCAGGAGUUUCUGACCUGGGCAGCUGAUGACGGACGUGUCAGCAACUGGGAGCGGCCAGUGCCAGAGGGCCCCGUCUACUUCGACGCGCCUCCGGACUGGAACGAGGGGUGGUACGCUCAAGGUGACGAAUACGGGCAGUGGAUUGCCAUUGGCGUAUCCGAGAUGCAGGCGCCUUGGAGUUUCAACCCGGGGGCUGCUGAGUUCAACCCGCAAGCCGAGUCCCCUUGGCUUCCAAAGCCGGACGGCUUGCCGACCCGGGGCUCGGAGAGCCCCGGCUUCCGGCGCGGCCGCGGCUGGAGCUCUCCCAAGGGCACGCCGGUGGUGUCGCCGGCCAUUGUGCCAGGCUGGGGUCGCACACCAACACCCUCGCCCAUGAUCCGACCUGCAGCCUCUCCACUGUUGCAGGGGCUGUGCCUACCAGAGAUGGAGCCUCCGGCGAUGGAGCUGCCGGCCUCCAUCGAGCUGCAGCUGGUGGAAGAAGGCGACACGGGCGGCGCUUCGGUCUCGGGCUCCCGCUUCGAUUGGACGGUGGCGGAUCCUUGGGGCAAGCUCUGCCAGUGCCCCAAGGACUCAUGCAUCAUGUCACCCACCUUCAGCAUCCAAGAAGGGCGUAUGCAGCUGUCCUUCUACCCCAACGGCAGCCGCGAAGCCGAGCCCGGGCAUUGCUCCGUGGCCUUGUCGCGGGGCCCUGACUGCCCCGGCAUCAAGUUCGAGUUCUCGGUGAACAGCCGCUCCACGGGGCCGAAGGUGUGCCUAGGCCGGCGGUACCUAGGCGACUACAUCAAGCCCUUCGAGGAUCACGAGGACAGUGACUCGAAAGUGGUGGUGUCCAUCAACGUUCUCGAGCUCAUUCCCACUCGCUGA